This is a messenger RNA of Camelina sativa (false flax), 1068 nucleotides long. RefSeq lists its product as uncharacterized. The record is from RefSeq and is a predicted model, not a curated record. NCBI's taxonomy places the organism in Eukaryota, Viridiplantae, Streptophyta, Magnoliopsida, Brassicales, Brassicaceae.
AUGGAGCUGGUCAAGUUUCAGCCGAAGCGCCCGAAUAUACGCGCUCAUCCUUUUUCGCCGAGCUCGGUACUCUCGGAAUCGGGACGUCUCUCCUACCUCCUGUGGGAUGGGAUUUUCCGGCUCCCGAUUGCCGGAUGCGGCGGCUAUCCUUUCCCGGGUGACAACUACUUCACCCAACGAGUUGAUGCAGCCAAUAAAGAAGGUAUAUCCCCAUUAGCAAAAUAUACCACAGCUAUGCGAAUGUUAGCAUAUGAUAUGGCGGCAGACGCGGUCGAUGAGUACAUCAAAAUCGGAGGUACUAUAACAUUGGAAUGCUUGCGUAGAUUUUGUAAAGGAAAUAUACAUUUGUAUGAGCAAGUGUAUCUCAGAGCUCCAAAUCGAGAUGACCUCCAAAGAAUUUUGCAUGUCAGCGAGAUGCGGAGGUUUCCGGGGAUGAUUGGAAGUAUUGAUUGCAUGCACUGGGAAUGGAAAAAUUGUCCUACGGCGUGGGAAGGCACAUUGAACGAUAUCAAUGUUCUAGAUUGUACACCAGUGUUUGAUGAUGUUGAACAAAGAAAUACUCUAGAAGUGAACUUCUUUGUGAACCAACGCCCGUAUGAUAUGGCAUACUAUCUAGCUGAUGGUAUCUAUCCUUCUUAUCCAACUUUCGUCAAAUCAAUUCGUCAUCCUCAAAAUGAACCAGACAAGUUAUUUGCACAACACCAAGAAGGAUGUCGGAAGGACAUCGAACUUGCAUUUGGAGUGUUACAAGCUCAAUUUAAAAUCAUUCGCGAACCAGCACAUUUGUGGGACAUAGCCGAUUUAGCUAUGAUCAUGCGGUCAUGUAUUAUAUUACAUAAUAUGAUUGUUGAGGAUGAACGAGAUACAUAUGCACAACAUUGGACUGAUUAUGAUCAUUCUGAGGCUAGUGGUUCUAGUACACCACAACCAUUCUCUACCGAGGUGCUAUCUGCUUUUGCAAAUCAUGUGCGUGCUAGAUGUCAAUUACGUGAUUUAAAUGUCCAUCAUGAAUUUCAAGCAGAUCUAGUCAAACACAUAUGGGCAAAAUUCGGGAUGUUCCAUGUUUAA